ACAGUAUAAAACCGGGCUGCCAGAACUCGUCCGCUCAGCCCUAGUUUUUAGAGGGAAAAUGUGUCGUUUUCGUUCGCUGUUUUUCACCGGGAUUGCUUUCGAUUCUUAUCUAUUAACAGUGCCGCCUGAAGAUUUUCAUUUGAAGAGACAUUUCACGAAAAACUGGUCUUCCGUUGGCUGAUUUUUGUUGAACGUGUUUAUUCCUUUUUUUUCCCUAAUCGAAGAUGCCAAGGUCCAAGAAGAGGAGAGGUUUAAGCGUAUUAAAAUAACGGUAUGUACCUAGCUGAACUGAAGUUGACUCUCACUUGGACAGCUCAACGCAUUUCAGUGUGGCUAGGGGCCCAGCAGAGAGCUGUGCAGCCCUUCAGUGACGAGGACGUCUCCAUAGAAACGCUCAGCCACUGCAGCAGUUUCAGCGACUCGGCCAGCCUGACAGAGGAAGGAGGGGAUGGGGCCGAGGACGGAGCCCUGGUGGACUACGAGUACAAGCUGAAGGGUUUCAUCGACAGCACCGUGGACAAGAGUGCAAAAACUCGACAGGGCGCCCUGGACGGGCUAAAGACUGCCAUGGCAACGAAGAUCCUGUACGAGUUUAUCACGGACAGGAGGAUGACCAUGACUGACAGCAUCGAACGCUGCCUGAAGAAAGGUAAAGGAGAGGAGCAGGCAGCGGCCGCCUCCCUGGCCUGUCUCCUCUGCCUGCAGCUCGGCUCCGGCAUGGAGAGUGAGGAGGUAUUCAAGACCCUCAAGCCCGUCUUCAAGAGCAUCCUCAACGACGGCACCGCCAACAUCCAGGCCCGGCAGGCGUGCGCGACGAGUCUCGGCGUUUGCAGCCUGGUUGCAGAGGACGACAUUCUGGACGUGUACAGCACCAUGGACUGUUUCGAGAGCCUCUUCUCCCGCUCGUACUCCCGGCCGGACGGCACGCGGGCGACCUUCAGCCCCCAGGUCACCCUGCUGCACCAACACGCCCUGCAGGCCUGGGCCCUGCUGCUCACCAUCUGCCCCUCAGCCCAGCUCCAGAGCCUGCUGCACAGGCACCUGUCGAGGCUGCCCAGCCUGCUGGAGUGUGAGGAAGUGAACAUGAGGAUCGCCGCGGGGGAGACCGUGGCCCUCCUGUUUGAGCUGGCCAGGGACCUGGACUCUGAGUUUGAGUAUGAGGGUCUGGAUCCGCUAUGCACCAAGCUCAGCUCUCUGGCCACCGACUGCAACAAGCACCGGGCCAAGAACGACAAGAGGAAGCAGAGAUCUGUGUUCAGAGACGUCCUGCGCGCCGUGGAGGAGGGAGACUUCCAGACGGAGACGAUCCGCUUCGGCACGGAGCGCAUGAGCAUCGACAGCUGGGUGAGGAAGAGGACGUACGAGGCCUUCCGCGGGUUUGUGGGCUCCGGCAUGAACUACCAUCUGCAGGCGAAUGAGUUCAUCCGCAACGUCUUCCGGCUGGGCCCCCCGGUGAUGAUCGAUUCGGCCACCCUGAAGGCCAUGAAGAUCCCCCGCUUUGAGAGGCACCUCUAUAACACUGCUGCCUUCAAAGCUCGCACCAAGGCCAGGAACAAAGUCCGGGACAAAAGAGUGGACAUCGGCGAAUUCUAGACACUUAUUCGCAUCCAGUUUUUCUUUUUACUGUUAUUAUUUUUAUAUACGGUUAAACCGAAAUGUAAAUUAGCACCGUUAUCUGUGUAUAUAUUUUGACUGAUUUGAGUAACUGUACACUUUUGGUAAAAUUUGAAGUUGCACUGUAUCAUUUCAAACCUGCAUGCUGUGUCUUGUAUGUUCAGCUGUACAUUGUAUGUGAGACUAUACUGGGUACAUGUACAGAGUGGCAGACUGACUGUUCAACCCACAAAUAGUGGUCGGAGAAUAAUCUUCUGUACCUUAAAGUGGGUAAAGCUAAUAUGUGCCAUAAACAAAUUGCUUUUUUUAACUAAUCAUAGUGUUGUGUUGUAGAGGAGACCGAUCUGAUUGGUUACUGUGAAGGACAGUAUACCACUGCUCCACCCCUUUGGGGUCAAUGGAGCUACCAUUACUCUUUGGUGACAUCUAGUGGCAGAACAUUGUUACUACGCCCCAGUGACACUUGGUGCUAUUUCGAUGGUGAGACGUACCGGGGUUGAGGGUAAUAAAGUUGGCCAUUGAA
This is a messenger RNA of Conger conger (European conger), 2137 nucleotides long. RefSeq names its product interferon-related developmental regulator 1-like. Gene Ontology annotation, cellular component: nucleus. The coding region runs from base 274 to 1593 and encodes 439 amino acids. The transcript is spliced from 13 exons. NCBI's taxonomy places the organism in Eukaryota, Metazoa, Chordata, Actinopteri, Anguilliformes, Congridae. The record is from RefSeq and is a predicted model, not a curated record.